Messenger RNA from Bombus terrestris (buff-tailed bumblebee), 8610 nucleotides. RefSeq names its product cytoplasmic polyadenylation element-binding protein 2 (gene orb2). Lineage: Eukaryota; Metazoa; Arthropoda; Insecta; Hymenoptera; Apidae. Bases 607 to 2898 code for a protein of 763 amino acids. Gene Ontology annotation, cellular component: neuron projection; synapse; cytoplasm. Gene Ontology annotation, molecular function: mRNA regulatory element binding translation repressor activity; transferase activity; ribosome binding. Gene Ontology annotation, biological process: negative regulation of cytoplasmic translation. The record is from RefSeq and is a predicted model, not a curated record. The transcript is spliced from 9 exons.
ACGUAGCGACGACGACGUCGACGAGGACGAGGACGAGGACGAAGCGGCGGCCGAAGAUCGCCGAGCGGACGGCUACGCGGAGAGACUACGGCUGGCAUGGUGUGGGCCGCAGCACGGCCACAGUGUUCCAAAAGUCGGCACCACGCACGAAUCGUGUUACGCGCGACGCAGAGCCACCAAGCUGCGUCGUCGAAUCGCGCUCGGCUGGCCUCCGAUCGAGUGCUCCGUCGAGCGCAGCCAGGGAACGCGAGUAACCAACAGCUGGCUGCUGUCCGAUUAGAGAUCGAUCGAAUCGACGACGACGACGACGACGACGAGGAGGGCCGGAAAACUCGAGGCUCCGUUUGCGUAGAAUCGUCAGCUACGAAGACGACGACGACGACGUCUUAUCGUUGUAGAAGAUCGUGACACGUGAACGAACAGAAGCAGUGCCGUGGGCAAACGAUAAACCGCGAGUGAUCAUAGUACUCGAAUUGCCAAUGAGAAGCAGCGCUAGCUCGAACGAAGACAAGCCGAGACGACGGGGGAUCCAAAAGGAGUUGGUCGGCGAAAGGGACCUCGAUACGAUCGACAGGAUACUCGUGGAUCUUGGAACCCUGGCGAUUUAUGGGGGACUUUAGCGCGACCAGCCUCUUCUCCAAUAAUUUGUCCAGCACGACGAAAUCUUCGAUCGGUAGCAAUACCGCGAGUCCCGGUGUAACCGUAACGACAUCAACGAUGCAGGACGAUCUGUUGAUCGAGAAACAAGCCAGCGGCAAAGCAGCGCCGCUAUCGCCCAGUACCGGCCUGGAGGCCGUCGCUGGACUAGAAAAAGCGAAAGACGCGGUCGAGGUCGAGAGUAUCGCUAUCACGCCGACGACGCCCUCCUCUACGGAGAAGGAGAUCGUCUGCAGCACCAGCUCGGCGCUUCAGAGUUUUUCCGAAGCGGCCAGAGUGCCGAGCUUGUGGUCAUCCGCUCCGGACGACACCGGUCUUCACGCGUUACCGGUCAACGGAUCCAUCGCAGCGUUUCAGAACUUUCCGACCGGUGGUCCGACCGGAUUGUUCGCUGGUACCGGUCCAACCGUCUCGGCUGGUACGCGCCGCGCUAUCACAGCUAGUCACAAUUUCCCGCAACAGCACGGUAACGCGACCGCUGCAACUACGAGACACGGACUUCAGGUCUCGUCCGCUCAACAACAGCAACAGCAGCAGCAGCAGCAACAACAACAGCAGCAGCAGCAGCAGCAGCAACCGCCGCAACAACAACAGCAACAGCAGCAACAGCAGCAUCAACAACAACCUACGGCCACCUCGCAUCCGGGAGUUUAUCUACCUGGCAAAGGUUACGCGGCUUGGUCCGGUGGCCCGCAAGCGCCUCAACAAUGGAGCGCUGGGCCGCAAGCUGCGGCGGUUGCGAGUCCCGGCCUUUCGCCCUGGAAUCGCGGCAGAUCGGUACCGAAUCUUCCUCCCCUGCACUCGUCCCUGCACGCCGCUGCUGCGGUCGCGGCAGCUGCCGGGCUGCAGGGCAGGAAACCGAGUCCUACGUUUCCCGGUCAUCCGGGACCAGCGGCUCAUCCCUCCUGCAUCAGCCCGGUGAAAUUUCGAAGAAGCACCUCGUAUCCCGGAAAAGGCAACAUGUAUCCGCCUCAACCUGCGCCAACCUUCGAAGUUACCACCGCCGAGGACAGAGAUUUGCUACAGCUGCCGCCGUUUCAGCAGGAUCGUAUGACGACAAAUGGAAAUUCACCGUUGGACAGUAUGAGGACGUUGGAGCAUUACUUGAGCGAUAUCAUGCGAGGUACAGCGGAUACCUCUGAACACGUGAAAGGAUACAUAAGUUGCAAUGCCAGCACGCUGCAAUCGCUCGCGCAACUACACGGCAAAUCGCCGUUCUUUCCAAGUCUGGAGGAUCAAAGCGGCACGCUGCUAGAAGAUCCGAAUGCUGCGAGUCAGCUCGAUGGCGUCGGAGUUGGCGUCGGUGUUGGAGUCGGAGUCGGCGUUGGAGUUGGUGUCGGUGUCGGCGUCGGGGUUGGAGUCGGCGUCGGUAGCGGCAUAACCGGCUCUCAAACCGCACCGCUUUCCUCCCCGAGUCGAAGCAGUCCUCACAGUCAAGGUAGCGAGACCGGAGAACGCUUCUCUAGGAAGGUGUUCGUCGGUGGUCUGCCACCGGACAUCGACGAAGAGGAAAUCAAAGCCAGUUUCCGUCGUUUCGGAUCGUUGGUCGUCGACUGGCCCCACAAAGCGGAGAGCAAAUCCUACUUUCCACCGAAGGGCUACGCUUUCUUGCUUUUCCAGGACGAAGCGUCCGUGCAACAGUUGAUCGACGCGUGCAUUCAAGACGAGGAGAAAUUGUAUCUAUGCGUGAGCUCGCCAACGACCAAAGACAAGCCGGUGCAAAUUCGACCGUGGCGAUUGAGCGACGCGGAUUUCGUGCUGGACGCUUCGAUGCCGCUGGAUCCACGAAAGACGGUGUUCGUCGGUGGCGUUCCACGGCCGUUGAAAGCCGUCGAGUUGGCGAUGAUCAUGGAUCGACUUUACGGAGGCGUUUGUUACGCCGGUAUCGAUACCGAUCCCGAGCUCAAGUAUCCGAAAGGAGCCGGCAGGGUCGCUUUCAGUAAUCAACAAAGCUACAUAGCUGCCAUAUCGGCGAGAUUCGUUCAGUUACAACACGGCGACAUAGACAAAAGAGUCGAAGUCAAACCGUACGUUCUGGACGAUCAAAUGUGCGAUGAGUGUCAGGGACAACGUUGCGGUGGCAAAUUUGCGCCGUUUUUCUGCGCAAACGUUACCUGCCUACAGUACUAUUGCGAGCACUGCUGGGCGACGAUUCACUCGCGACCAGGUCGCGAGUUCCACAAGCCGUUGGUGAAGGAGGGUGCGGAUCGACCUCGGGCCGUGCCGUACCGCUGGUGUUAACCCCAGCUGCGUUGUCCCUAAUUAUCUCGCAACCCUAGCUAAUUAACUACCACUUCUACGUACCAACUUCUCCUCCCCCCCUACGAGAACCUUCUACCGCCCGCCGCCACCCACCCUUCCAUUCAUUCAACCUCCCCCGGCCCGUCCGACACUUCGUCUCACCCUUGCUCACAUACCUACCUGCAUCGAAACACAGCCCGAAAACCGUUAUUAUCGCUACUACCCACUGAUCGUCGGUACUAUCGCUAUUCUACUACUAUCGCUAUUAUCGCUAUUGCUGUUACCGCUCUAUCGCAAUCACCACCAUUACUAUUCCACUAUGAGUUACCUUUGCUCUGCUAUCCACCGCUACAUGGACGUGUUUACCGGUUACACGGCGAACAAAUCAGUCGCCUUCACCACCGUCACGGCCAUUACUAUCACCACACAUCCACUACCACCACCACCACCACCACCACCACCACCAUUAUUACCACCACUACCACCACCACCGCCGUCACCACCGCCGCCGCCACCGCCGCCGCCGCCAUCGUCUUCUGCCAACCGAUGCGUCUCGACGUUACCUUUUCGCACCGACGACCACUUCGAUCUUUCAUCUCCGAGUUUGUAUGUGUGACACUCAGCGCACCAACGAUUCACCACGGGGAAACGAUUUAGCAGCGGAGGAGGAAGACUCGUCGUCGAUUCGUCGGUGCGUCGGUAAUACACAGAGUGCUGCGCGCUAGUUCCGCUUUAUAACAAACGAACGAGUCGAGGCCAAGAAGGAACAACGGACCGUCGCCAUAAACACCUUUCGUCCGACCGAGAUGGAACAUGCGUUAGUUACCGAUAUCGAUAUCGACAUAUAUAUAUAUACACACACAUAUAUAUAUAUACACACACACAUACACAUACACACACACACAUAUAUACAUAUAUACAUAUAUACAUAUAUGUGUACGUAUGUAUAUAUAUAUAUGUCGAUAUACACACACACACCACACACACACACACACACAUAUAUAUAUAAGUUACGAAUGUGCGUAGGCGGCCAUAAUUAAAAGCUCUCUCGUACGGAGCACACGUUGGACGCGUCCGAUGAGAGGUUUCAAUCGUUGUUCGCGCUCGCGGAUCGUCUCUUCCCAUUACCGGUUGUCAGACGGGAAGAUUCGUUCCAGGUGUUCCUCUUCCUCUCCUUGCCUGUUCGCUCGUUCCUUUUCUCGUAGCGCGUCGGCCAAAGACGGACGACGGAUCUCCUCGUCGAUCGAUCGCGCGUCGGGCAGAGGCGCGGAAGCUACCACGAGGAACAUCGUUCUCCGUUGUCCACCGAUUGUCUAUCCGUUUUUCGCGAGUCGCUCGGAAGAAACGGAAUCUUUCGCGCGACGAACGUGCGCUUUCCUCCUUGUUGACAUUUUCCUCCUUCUUCUUCUUCUUCUUCUUCUUCUACUUGCUCCACCUCCUCCUUUUGCGAUCUCGCUUGUUCUUUCUCGUCGAACAGGCCAAGGCAACGAAAGGAAAUCGGAGAACGAGAGGAACGGAGCGCCGUACCGGGCCGAUUGUCCCUUUCUUUCGUCGAGCGUUCUGUGCCACCUCGAGAAAUCGAUCGAGGUAGCCAAAAGGCAGCUUGCCCUCUCCUCGAUGGAAGGAUGCGACCGUCGCUUCGAACCUGACCCGAGAGAGGUGUACGAAAAUAUAUAAGGAACGUACGAGUGUGAACGUGAAUCGAAACGGUAAGAGGUGAUAGCGAGUACCUGAUUCGACGUGAAACCGCGAGGAUUAAGAUUGAUGGAACGCGAGCACGAGAGAGCAAAAGAUCGAGACGGAAGCGAGUAAAGGAAACGAUUGGAAAGAAUCGGAAGAGCGUGUAUGCCUGUGUGAAUGAACGAGGAAGAGGAGAUGCGGAUGGAAAGAUGAGACGGCAGAGCGACGGAAAGAGUUAGAAAAAAUGGUCGAUACUCGCGAGCUGGUAGAUAAACGCGGAAGAGUGAUAUAAAUAUAAAGACGCAAACGUUUAAAAAUGAGCCAUUCGCGUUGGACAUUGAAUAGGUAAUGAAAAACCAACCACGCUUCGAAUCGCUGUGUGUCAGAUAAUUAUCUGUUUCACACGGUCUUUAGCUUUUAAGAACUUAUUAAAUGUUACAUAGGUGCGUUAUAUAUAUAUAUAUAUAUAUACAUAUAAUAUACAUAUAAUAUAUACAUAUAUAUAUAUAUAUAUAUAUAUACGUUAUAUAUCUGUAUGUAUAUAUAACAUACAUAUAUAUAUAUACACAUGCGUUUCCCGCGUGAAAAACGUGACGUUGCGCUCGUAGACAAAAUAUUUGAGUAAAAUAAACGAUUUUUUACUAAUUAACUUAUUUGAAUGGAAAAAGUAAGUAGCAAAAAGUAUCAUGGGAUAGAAAAUAGAGGAAUAACCGAAAGAAAGUGAGACGGAGGUGAGAAAAUACGCCGAGAGUCAAUGGAAGCAAGAACGAAAGUGUAAGAAAAAGAAUAGAAUGCGUGCGCGUUUGCCUGAGUGUGUGCGUGCGUGCGUGCGUGCGUGCGUGCGUGCGUGAAGGAGAGAUUGCGAAAAAGAGACGAAAUAAGAAGGAGGAGGAAGGAUAAACAGGGGGCUUGGGAGAGCAAAGUAGAGAAAUGGAAUUCGAAACGGACGUUGAAAAGACGAUAGUCCGAUUUACUUAACGCGCGAUCGCGCGUUGAGUUUGCUUAACCGUACCAGAUCCUCAGCCAAUAUACGAAACCUUAACCGAGCGACCCUUCCGAAAAUGUCUCGAACGACGGGAGGAAAGAGAAAACGAUGGUACCAGGCUUGACCGUAACGAUCGUACCGGCACAGUCUGUUACUCGUUUUCAAGAAAAUAAAAGAGAGUACAAAACGAACGGUCGCGUCGGUACUCGAAAGUCACGGAAGGAAAAAGCACCGAAGCGGGCGUAACACCAAGAGACCGAGAGAGAUUCUCGCGAUCGAAACGAGUCACGGAACUAAUCUCGGCCGUGAAUCCGCAAACGAUCCUCAAACCUGGUGUUGGAACGUAAACGAUUCUACGUACCUGGGCCUCCGCGUUUCUUUUUUUUUUCGAACAACGAGCGGCGAACGUCUCUCCAGUGGAUCAGUGUAUUCGGAGUAAGUCGAUCUCGCGAAUAUACAGUAACGCUUCUUUCCAGGGCGAACGGAGACACACACUCACACACACACACACACACACACACACACACACACACACACACACACACACACACACACACACACACACACACACACACACACACACACACACACACACGCAUACACACACACACACACACGCAUACACACACACUUACACACAUUCAUAACACGUACGCGUUACAAUUUUCUUGACGGGGAAGAGACGUAGCGAUCGAGCUCCUAGCAAAUUACUCUUCAUACGUCCGAUAUAUAGGAGAUCCGAAGGAAACGCGUGCAAAGAUUAACGUUGUUUUCGCGCGAAUGAACGCUAAAUCGAUAGGAUAAAAUACGAAGAAAACUGCACGGGUUUCUGCUGUGUAGAUGACCGAUCCUUCUUGUACCGAUACGAUCCGCGUUGAACGGCUGUCGCGAUGCACGUUUUCUUGAUCCUAACGAAUUUCUUCGCUCGAUGUAUAUAAUCAAACGCAAUGAUGCAAUCGACGUAGUUCAAAUGAAAUCUCAUCUCGACGGAGACGCGUUAUUAUAAGUUUUAUUCUUCGAAGGAGGAACAGUGGACUUUUCUCGGUGGUAAUUGCCGGCGUGUCGCUUCCGACCGUGGCCCGUUGCCACGCGUUAACUUUCGUCCGACAUCCUGCCCUGCAGCUAUCAUCUUUCAUUUUCUUCUCGAUAAACGGAUACGAAGCAGUUGGUAAUUGGAACAAGUUGACGGAGGAAACGACAGCGGAAAGAAAGUUGACGCGAAUUUCGGACAAGGAUGCGACGGUGGAAACGACACGGAUGGUUAUCAGUAUGCAACGUUAUGUGUUCCGCUUAAUAGAUGGUCGUUUUAUACGUAGCAGCACCGUCAGUUGAAACCGUAAGCUCGUAGAUUAACCUCGCACGACGAGUAUCUUUAACGACACGUUUUCGCGUGUUACGCAUUCGUAAGGAAAAAAUAUACACGACACACAGACACACGCGCGCCUGCACGCGCACGUACACGUAGGCACAUACAUACGCGUACACGCAUACCUACGAUAUCACAAAUUUAGUCAUCCGAGAACGAAUCGAUAAAAAUUAAUCGUGGAUUAACCGAUGCGUACCUUCGCGUGCGUUUAGUAACGGGGAAUGAAUAAACAAAAGUAAUUUCCACAUCUAUAUAUACAUAUAUAUAUUUACAUAUAUAUUUAUUUUUUUGGUACUCUUUUUGUAUAUACGUGUCGCCAUAGAUUAGGUGACGUCUAGGAUCCACACGAGGUACGAGAUAUCCGCGUGAGAGAACAGAGCGAAAACCAGGCACGAGAAAAAGAGCGUAGGAGAGAGUGCGAGCAAGAAAACGAGAAACAGAAUGAAAAAUCGAUUGUCUGUACACACGUGUGUAUGUAUGCGUGAUAGAAAGAAGAAAAGUGCAUGAGAGAGAGAAAGAUAGAUAGAUAGAGAGAGAGAGAGAGAGAGAGAGAGAAAGAGGAAAAGAGGGUGGGAAAGGCUGGAGAAACGAGCCACGUUAACGACGAUCAUCUCCGUCCCUUCGUUCACACGAAUUAUCCACGGUGCUCGCAUACACGCGACUUAACUCAACAUUGAAUCUUGUAAACCGAUCGGCUAUUGCGUCAACAUAGGAAAAUAUUCGUGGCGAGCAUUCGUGUUUUACGUUCAUCGAUCUCGUUUGGUAAAACGUUGGCGGACACAGAAGGUAUUUCGACCGUGUCCUAGAUCGGUCGACUGGCAAGAUAGUUGUGAUCGAAGCGAACGGACUCAUUUAUUUCGAGCGACGAUUAACAUCGUUCGAGCCACGCGGAGAACCUUGUCGAGGUCUAAAAAAGCUGAGUGAGAUUUUUGUGAACGAAGGGGCGCGGCGAGUGAACGGCUAGUAAGAAGGAAGGGGAGAAAAUGGGGGGCGAAACAAAAGGACAAAGGAAGGGAAGAGCAAUUAGUUAGCGUAAUUUUGUCGACGCUCGGCACCGUUCUCGCGUGGACGAGGAGCGACGAAACGCGGCGCGAGCAAGCGCUGCGAUUCGCGCGUCUCGGCAGCGUCGCUAUCUCACGGAUAAAUUUAUUAAAAACGCAUAUACCAAACGCAGCGUAUAAGCGUGCAUAUAUGAGGCGGUGCGUCGAGAUGGUUUUCCAAUUGCUUCGAAGAUAAGAGAAACACGUUCGACUCGACGAUUCGCUUGCCCCCCGAUUCGGACGCGCGGUGAACGGCCCGCGGAACGAAACGUUGUCGCGUCUCCUCCGUUUGUUCCUUGACUUUGGAUCGCGUCGCGGUUCGAGAAAACACGCGUGGAAUUCGUUUAUUUUCGUUGAUCGGUAACGAUCGUAACGCUGCCUUUCGUUUAUUACCGCGUACAUCGUGCGUAUUGUUUCCACGAAAGAUUGCUCGGGGAUGAAAGUUGGGAACGCGACGUCGGCCGCGUGCGUCUCUGUACGUGCGUCGAGAUUCGGUCGUAAAUCGAUCGGAGAGACGGGAGAGAGGGCUGGCGAAGAAUUUUCGAGGUCGAGAGAUACCGUUAACGACGGCCUCGAAGGAAUCGGAAAACCUUUGAUCGCGUUAGCGCGGCUACGAAGCUACCGCGGCUCAUAUAUAUAUA